This is a messenger RNA of Cygnus olor (mute swan), 2091 nucleotides long. RefSeq names its product ribose 5-phosphate isomerase A (gene RPIA). Gene Ontology annotation, molecular function: ribose-5-phosphate isomerase activity. The record is from RefSeq and is a predicted model, not a curated record. NCBI's taxonomy places the organism in Eukaryota, Metazoa, Chordata, Aves, Anseriformes, Anatidae. Gene Ontology annotation, biological process: pentose-phosphate shunt, non-oxidative branch; D-ribose metabolic process. The transcript has 9 exons. Gene Ontology annotation, cellular component: intracellular membrane-bounded organelle. The coding region runs from base 50 to 940 and encodes 296 amino acids.
AGGCCCGCAGCCCGGCCGGGAGAGCCCCCCGGGGGCGGGCCGCGGCGGCAUGCGGCUCCCCGGCAGGCUCGGCCCGCUCCGCAGCACCGCCCUGGCUGCCCGGCCGCCGGGGAGGGACAGGGGCAGGGGCAGGGACAGUCACACGGACAGGGACAGGAGCAGGGACAGGGACAGGGACGGGGACGCGGCCGGGGGCACGGCAGCCUUCUCCCGCGGGCGGCCGGGCGGCACCAUGGCCGAGGAAGCCAAGCGGCUGGCAGCCUGCGCGGCGGUGGACAGGCACGUCCAGAACAAUCAAGUUCUUGGCAUCGGAAGCGGUUCCACGAUUGUCCACGCGGUGCAUCGAUUAGCCGAGCGGGUUAAAGAAGAGAACCUGACAAUUGUCUGCAUCCCUACGUCCUUUCAGGCCCGGCAGCUGAUCCUGCAGAACGGCUUAACGCUGAGUGACCUGGACCGACAUCCAGAGCUUGACGUUGCCAUCGAUGGAGCGGAUGAGGUAGACUCAAACCUCAACCUUAUCAAAGGUGGCGGUGGCUGCUUGACGCAGGAGAAGAUAGUUGCAGGAUAUGCCAAAUGCUUCAUCGUUAUUGCCGAUUACAGGAAAAAAUCAGAGAGUCUCGGGGAGCAGUGGAAGAAGGGAAUCCCCAUUGAAGUCAUCCCCAUGGCUUACGUCCCUGUCACCAGAGCCCUGACCAAAAACUUUGGGGGUGCCGCAGAGCUGCGGAUGGCUGUCAGCAAAGCGGGCCCCGUGGUGACGGACAACGGGAACUUCAUCCUGGAUUGGAAGUUUGACAAGGUUCAUGAAUGGAGCGAAGUGAACACUGCCAUCAAAAUGAUACCAGGUGUGGUGGAGACGGGGCUGUUCAUCAACAUGGCAGAGGUGGUGUACUUCGGCAUGGAGGACGGCUCGGUCAGCGUGCGGGAGAAGCAGCCCCGCUGACGCCGGCGUGCUGCCCGCUCUGCUUCGCCUUGGGCCACUUGGAUUCAGCUGUCGUAACGGUGCCAGCCUGACGUUUUGCCUUAACGAGCAGUGGGUAUCGCAGGAGGCGGACGGGGAGUUGACCAGAGUCCGCUGAUGUGAUACUGAAUGUCUUUUUUUAAAAAAAAAAAAAAAAAAAAACACAAAAGAAAUUAUAUUCUAUUUCUAGAUAUAUAUAUAUUUUUACUUUAUAGGAAUGCUGUCUUUUUUUAAAGAAUCAUUUAAACAAAUUGCUUUAACAUUUUGAUUUUCUAAGAAAUAUUUACCAAAAAGAAUACUUCUUGUUUUGUGUUUUUUUGUUUUGUUUUGUUUUUCUUUCUUUUUUUUUUUUUUUUUUUUUGAACAGAACUUGAACCCUUCGGGGUGCUCUUAGCGCUCAACGAUUGAGGUCAGAAAUACAAUCCUAAUGCGUCAUUCUUAGCUACCUUGGCUGGGAGGAUGAUGUGCAUAAUGGGAGCACACCCAGUUGGGACCUGCUGAUGCCUUAUUUGGAACCUUUUUGGUUCGGUAUUUUAUGCCUUUUAUUUUUUCUACACCACUGUUUUUUAAUAGUCGGGAUGUCUAAUUUAUCCUCUGUGCAUAUGACAAAUCUCUGAGCCUAGGGACACUGUGGUCUCUGCCUCCCUGUGUCUGGGAUGUUAAUAAGGGCCUUUUUUGGGCCUCUGUAUGGAGGAGACAUUCAUCCUUUGAGCCAAAAUCUGUUCUUGUACAACUGCAUUAAUGUAGUACCUCUGUUAAAGCCUGUUCCAGUAGCUGGAGAUGUUCAGAACUUCGUCCUUGUAAAAGGAGAGCAGAACCUGAGGGUCCUUGAGGAUGUUUACGGAAGCAUUUAUGAGCAGCUUGGGGCAGUGCAGAAUACUGUUCUGUGGCAAAUUACUGGUUUGGAAUGAAGGUUAAUUACCACCUCUCGCAGCUGGUUGAUUUGUGGAAGGAUAGAGCAGAAUGCGAAGGAAAACCGAGUCUUCCUGCCUAAAUUUACUGUAUGUAGCAGGAGGGAGACACUCAUUUGAUAUAUUGUUCUCUGUGUACAGGUGCUUUGCAUGGUUCUGAUGUCAAAAUGCAAGCCCUCUUUUUGUGUUAGAGACACUGAAAUAAAGAACUGUUAUACCAGG